Phanerochaete carnosa HHB-10118-sp is the source of this 1180-nucleotide messenger RNA. RefSeq lists its product as uncharacterized. Bases 41 to 1180 code for a protein of 379 amino acids. The transcript is spliced from 2 exons. The record is from RefSeq and is a predicted model, not a curated record. NCBI's taxonomy places the organism in Eukaryota, Fungi, Basidiomycota, Agaricomycetes, Polyporales, Phanerochaetaceae. Gene Ontology annotation, molecular function: protein binding.
CAGGGUUCAAUGUCGUGUACAGGCUCUUUAGUUCAACAGCAUGGCGGACGAAACCGCGAGACGAGCAGCUACAGCGACAAGCCUACCACCUGAGCUGCUAUCUCGCAUCUUUGAGCAGCACAUACAGCUCUGCAAGGAAUCCUGGGGUCAGAAGACUUUCAGCGAAAGGCUACCGCCAUCAUGCAUCCCCACGGUCGGCCCAUACAGCUGGAUACGAGCUACCCAUGUCUGUCGUUACUGGAGAGACGUCGCCCUCACAAACCCCCUUCUGUGGUCCGACAUCGUUCUCACUUGCAAUUACGAAUGCGUCGAGACGAUGCUCGCCCGCUCGCGACGAGUCCCCCUGUACGUGCAGAGCUACAACUCCUGCUGCGCUGGUGAUGCCUGUCCCAUACCCAUCCGCCCCCUGCGCCUCGUCCUGAAACACCUCCCGCGUAUCCGCAGCCUCACGCUCUACAUCAAGUGGUGGGUAUACUUUGACAUCGUCGACACGCUACGCGGGCCUGCGCCGCUCCUGCAGCAGCUCACGCUCUCGACCCCCAGCGGACUCUAUGACACCACAUACAUGCAGCCGGCCGUGCUCUUCCCGGAGCACGCGCCACUCACGGAGCUCACGCUCUGCUCCUUCGGCUUCCCAUGGACGGAUCCCGCGCCGUUCCGCGCCCUCAGAUCACUUCGCGUCGUUAAGGGCACCCCCGCCCGCCCCGAGGUCGGCGACGUGCUUGGCGCACUACGGCACCUGCCCGCGUUGCGCACGCUCGCGCUCGAGGAUGUCUUCAUCCCAUCCGCGCCUGGCCUCCCCGCGCUCCCCGCGCCGCCCGACGUCGUCGCGCUGCCGGCCCUCGCCACGCUCGUGCUCGCCGGCGACGCCGUCGCGUGCGGCACGCUUCUCAGCGGCCUCGUGCUCCCGCGCGCCACGCGCAUCACGCUCAACUACCACCGCACCCAGUGCCCGCACGACCUCGCACUCGCGCUCACAGCGGCGCGCGCCAAGUUUGCGCCGGAGCCGCGCCCCGGGCAGCAGCAGCAGCAGCAGCGCGUCGAGAUCGAGGUCGCCGGGCUCCGCUGCCGCCUCGAGCAUACGGGGACGCGGCAUGCCCGUUUAGCUCGGCGAACUUGGCUAUCAGGAUACCUCAUCAUCCGGCGCAUCGGGAGGUGUUGCUGCGAGAGCUGCCCGUGA